Molecule: messenger RNA, 8706 nt
Organism: Coregonus clupeaformis (lake whitefish)
Lineage: Eukaryota; Metazoa; Chordata; Actinopteri; Salmoniformes; Salmonidae
Product: collagen alpha-1(XI) chain
Exons: 60
Coding region: 286-6273 (1995 amino acids)
Molecular function (GO): extracellular matrix structural constituent
Source: RefSeq, a predicted model, not a curated record
ACUUCUGAUCAGAGGCUCAGCAGCGCAGAGUAGCCUUUUCAGAGGAGCGAGAAGAGGAGUGGAGAGGACGAGUGCGCGAGAGAGGGUGUCCCAUCCGUCACACUAGCUGGAGGAAUCCACACUCCAAAACGUAUGGCUGCUUGAGAAAAUAACGCUAUUUUCCCCUUCUCUCUUUCUCUGGGACCUUUGGCUACUAGUUCUCUCCUAAUCAGAAGUUGUCACAAGUAUUUUUUGAGUUGCUCUUAAAAAGUUAACACACUUUUGCCGUGGACGUCACUGGCGACCAUGGAUACACAUAUAAGAUGGAAAGUAAAACGGAGGAUAAAGGACUCGCAAAUCACUUUAGCGAUACUUCUACUUUUUGUCACAUCACAAGCCAGUUCAGUGGAGCCAGCGGACCUCUUGAAGAUUUUAGAUUUUCCCAGUUUACCUGAAGGCGUUACGAAAACGACAGGUUUCUGUGCGCAUAGGAAGUCAACAAAAGGAGCCGAUGUAGCCUACAGAGUAUCCAAAGAAGCCCAGCUCAGUGCCCCCACCAAACAGCUGUACCCUGCUGAUGUGUUUCCUGAGGACUUCUCCAUCCUGGCUACGGUGAAGCCUAAGAAGGGCUCCCAGUCCUUCCUGCUGUCUGUGUAUAACGAGCAGGGUAUCCAGCAGCUGGGGGUGGAGGUGGGACGCUCCCCUGUCUUCCUGUAUGAGGACCACACAGGCAAACCCAGCCCUGAGGACUACCCCCUCUUCAGAGGUCUCAAUCUGGCCGAUGGAAAGUGGCACCGAGUGGCCAUCAGCGUUCACAAACAGAGCAUCACCAUCAUCCUGGACUGUAAAAAGAAGACCACCCAGAAGCUGUCCAGGAGCCCACACCCCAUCAUCGACACCAAAGGAAUUGUGGUCUUCGGAACUAGAAUACUUGAUGAAGAAGUCUUUGAGGGAGACAUCCAGCAGCUGCUGAUUGUGGCGGACCACCGUGCUGCCUAUGACUACUGUGAACACUACAGCCCUGACUGUGAGGUCCCUGUCCCAGAGCAGCCCCAGGCCCAGGACCCCAACACAGACGAAUAUAACACAGAGGAGGACAGCUAUUACUAUGAGUAUCCUUACUAUGAGGACAUGGAUGGGAAGCCUUCUGAGUCCACCUCCGAGACUGAGACUGACGAAGCAGCUGGACCUGCCACGGAAGACGUAAAAGUGUCCGUGCCAGAGAGCGGCCGUGUGGUCACCUCCGUCAAAGAGUUGGUGUCAUCAGUCAGGGACACAGCCAGUCAGGGAGUCGAGGGCAAAGUGUUGACCGCCAUUUCUACCGGCAGCGCCUCCGCUGGAGCCGCUGCAGCAGGAGCCGGAGCCGCCGGCGAGGAGGCCUACGGAGAAGAGACCAGCCCUUACGACGGCUAUGAUACAGAUAGUUACGGAAACUACGAUUCAUACUACGACGAGUCCACGGCCGCGCCCGACGGCACCCGCAGAGUCACCAUCAGCAGCUCGAGCACAGGGACGGGCGCAGGGGUGGAGCUGGACUUGGGGCUGGGGUCAAAGUUUGACCUGGGCACGGGAGCAGAGAUUGAGAAGGUCAUCACCACUAGUGGAGGAGUCACCAUCACACGCAACAAGACCUCGGCUGGAACAGCCUACGAUGACAACUAUGGCGAGGGCUAUGACCUGUCUUAUGGAGAGGGAGAGGAGUACAGCAUCGGCGGCGGUGGCCACGGCAGCAGAACCAGCAGUAGCAGUAGUACUGUAGAAAUCGGUGCUGGUGGUGGUGGAUCUGUAUCGGUCGGGGGCGGUUCUGUUUCCGUUGGGGGCGGUUCCGUUUCCGUUGGGGGUGGUUCCGUCUCUGUAGGUGGAUCUGCCAGCGCCGGAGGCGGGGCGGCAAGAGCAGGAGCUGGAGCCGGGGAUUCGGUUGCUACGGGAGCCGGGGGCCAGGGUGUGGCUAUUGAGGGAGACUACACUGAUCUGGAGGGUGAUCGGUUCAAGGAGGAGUCCAUCUCUGAGUAUGGGGAUGCAGACUAUGGCUAUGGAGACCUGGACUACGAUGGACAAGAGGAGAAAGUGCUGCCGGCCGAAACAGAGUACUACGGACAGGUUGAUGGGUCUCGGGGAGAGAAGGGACAGAAGGGAGAACCUGCUAUCAUUGAGCCUGGAAUGCUGGUGGAGGGUCCGCCCGGUCCUGAAGGCCCAACAGGUCUCCCUGGACCCCCAGGUUCCUCCGGCCCCCCAGGCAGCCCCGGAGACGCAGGAGACAGGGGUCCUAAUGGUCGUGCUGGUCUUCCUGGUGCUGAUGGUCUGCCAGGACCACCAGGGACUGUCCUGAUGCUGCCUUUCCGCUUCAGUUCUGGAGGAGACUCUGGACAGAAGGGACCUCAGGUGUCUGCUCAGGAGGCCCAGAUGCAAGCCAUCAUGCAACAAGCUAGGCUGGCGAUGCGUGGUCCUACUGGCCCUAUGGGUUUGACUGGUAGAUCUGGCCCUCUGGGUUCUCCAGGUGUGGCUGGACUGAAGGGAGAUUCUGGAGAGUCCGGUCCUCAGGGACCUCGAGGACCCAUGGGUUCUCAUGGACCCUCUGGGAAGCCUGGCAGAAGGGGACGUGCUGGUUCUGAUGGAGCCAGAGGCAUGCCUGGUCAGACCGGAACCAAGGGAGACAGAGGGUUUGAUGGUUUGGCUGGACUGCCUGGUGAGAAGGGACACAGAGGUGAAGCUGGACCCCAUGGACCUCCCGGACCCACAGGAGAGGAUGGAGAGAGAGGAGACGAUGGAGAGAUCGGGCCACGGGGUCUGCCUGGUGAGCCAGGACCUCGUGGUUUGCUGGGACCAAAGGGACCUCAGGGACCUCCCGGACCCCCUGGUGUGACUGGAAUGGAUGGCCACCCUGGACCCAAAGGAAACAUUGGACCACAAGGAGAACCUGGCCCCAAUGGACAGCAAGGGAACCCUGGUGCUCAGGGACUUCCAGGUCCACAGGGAGCCAUCGGGUCCCCAGGAGAGAAGGGUCCUACUGGAAAACCAGGACUGGCAGGAAUUCCAGGAGCUGACGGACCCCCGGGUCACCCUGGCAAGGAAGGACCCAACGGAGAGAAAGGACAUUUGGGUCCUGCAGGCCCUCAAGGCCCAAUCGGUUAUCCUGGGCCCCGAGGCGUGAAGGGAGCCGACGGUGUACGAGGCCUGAAAGGAGGAAAGGGUGAAAAGGGAGAAGAUGGAUUCCCUGGCUUCAAGGGAGAUAUGGGAAUCAAGGGUGACAGGGGUGAGCUGGGACCUGCUGGACCCAGAGGAGAGGACGGACCUGAGGGGCCCAAGGGUCGCUCCGGUCUCCCUGGAGAUGCUGGCCCUCUUGGACCCAACGGUGAAAAGGGCAAACUGGGUGUUCCAGGGUUGCCAGGAUACCCAGGAAGACAAGGACCAAAGGGAUCUCAGGGUUUCCAAGGUUUCCCCGGAGCCAACGGAGAGAAAGGAACAAGGGGACUUGCAGGGAAGGCUGGCCCAAGAGGACAGAGAGGACCAACGGGACCUCGUGGAGAGAGGGGGCCAAGGGGACCAACAGGAAAAGCUGGACCAAAGGGAACCUCAGGAAGUGACGGCCCCCCAGGACCUCCCGGUGAGAGGGGUCUUCCAGGGCCUCAAGGACCUACAGGAUUCUCCGGACCAAAGGGCCCACCCGGACCUGCUGGGAAAGAUGGUCUGCCCGGACACCCUGGACAGAGAGGAGAGACUGGUUUCCAAGGCAAGACUGGCCCACCUGGACCCCCAGGAGUGGUCGGACCUCAGGGCCCCACAGGUGAGACUGGACCAAUGGGAGAGCGUGGCCAUCCCGGACCCCCAGGCCCACCCGGUGAGCAGGGUCUUCCUGGAUCUGCUGGUAAAGAGGGAGCUAAGGGUGACCCCGGUCCCGCUGGCCCGGCUGGUAAGGAUGGUCCCCCUGGUCUGAGAGGGUUCCCAGGAGAGAGAGGUCUGCCCGGCCCAGUGGGGGCUCACGGCCUGAAAGGGAGUGAAGGCCCCAACGGCCCACCUGGACCUGCUGGUUCCCCUGGUGAGCGUGGUCCUGCUGGCCCAGCCGGACCCACCGGUCUCCCUGGACGACCAGGACCUCAGGGACCCCCUGGACCCGCUGGAGAGAAGGGUGGACCGGGUGAAAAAGGACCCCAAGGCCCCGCCGGUAGAGACGGUGUCCAGGGACCUGUUGGUCUGCCCGGCCCCGCUGGACCUCUCGGACCCCCAGGAGAGGAUGGAGACAAGGGAGAGAUUGGAGAGCCAGGUCAGAAGGGAGGCAAAGGAGACAAAGGAGAGCAUGGUCCACCUGGUCCUACUGGUCCCCAAGGCCCGGUUGGAGCGCCUGGUCCUGCUGGAGCUGAUGGAGAGCCCGGUCCCAGAGGUCAGCAGGGUCUGUUUGGCCAGAAGGGAGAUGAAGGAUCCAGAGGGUUCAAUGGACCCCCAGGCCCAGUGGGACUGCAGGGAUUACCUGGUCCGGCCGGCGAGAAAGGAGAAACCGGAGAUGUUGGUCAGAUGGGUCCUCCCGGUCCCCCUGGCCCCAGAGGCCCCUCCGGACCCCCAGGAGCUGACGGCCCUCAGGGACCACCUGGUGGUAUUGGAAACCCCGGAGCUGUUGGAGAGAAGGGUGACUCAGGUGAAAACGGAGAGCCUGGUCUUCAGGGAGAACUUGGCGGACCUGGCCCAAGAGGAGAGCGAGGAGAGAAGGGAGAGGCCGGUCCUGCAGGUUCUGCUGGACCCUCCGGCCCUAAAGGUCCCCCUGGAGAUGACGGUCCUAAAGGAAGUCCUGGUCCAAGUGGUUUCCCUGGUGAUCCUGGUCCCCCUGGCGAGAUCGGACAAGCUGGUCUAGACGGUCCUCCUGGUGACAAGGGAGACGACGGAGAGGCUGGUCAACCUGGUUCUCCUGGACCCACUGGAGAGUCAGGUCCUUCUGGUCCACCAGGAAAGAGAGGCCCCCAUGGUACAACUGGACCCGAGGGCAGGCAAGGAGAGAAGGGAGCCAAGGGAGAGUCUGGUCUGGAGGGCCCACAGGGCAAGACAGGCCCCGUUGGGCCUCAGGGAGCACCUGGCAAGCAAGGUUCUGAAGGUCUCAGAGGUAUCCCUGGCCCAGUUGGGGAACAAGGUCUUCCAGGUUCCUCAGGCCCAGACGGACCCCCUGGACCCAUGGGUCCUCCAGGAUUACCAGGUUUGAAGGGAGACUCUGGCAUUAAGGGAGAAAAGGGCCACCCUGGUCUAAUUGGUCUGAUCGGGCCCCCAGGAGAGCAGGGAGAGAAGGGUGACAGAGGUCUGCCAGGCCCCCAGGGGACAUCAGGACCCAAAGGAGACAAUGGUAUUGCUGGCCCCUCAGGUCCUCUUGGUCCCCUGGGACCUCCAGGAUUACCAGGUCCUCCUGGUCCUAAAGGAGCUAAGGGGUCAUCGGGUCAAACUGGUCCCAAGGGAGAGACUGGUGUUCCUGGACAACCUGGGCCUCCUGGUCCUCCUGGGGACGUCAUCCACCCACUGCCCAUGCAGUCAAGCCCCAAGCGGAGCCGCAGGAACAUUGAUGCCAGCCAGAUGAUGGAUGAGGCCAAUGCAGAUGCCAACUACAAGGACUACGACGAUGGUAUGGAGGAGAUCUUCGGAUCCCUCAACUCCCUCAAGCUGGAGAUCGAGCAGAUGAAGCACCCGCUGGGAACACAGGGCAACCCCGCCCGCACCUGCAAGGACCUGCAGCUAUGCCACCCCGACUUCCCCGAUGGUGAAUACUGGAUCGACCCCAACCAGGGUUGCUCAAGGGACUCGUUCAAGGUUUACUGCAACUUCACAGCAGGAGGAGAGAGCUGCAUCUACCCUGAUAAGAAGUCUGAAGGGACUAGGCUCACCUCCUGGGUAAAGGAGAUCCCUGGCUCCUGGUUCAGUGAAUUCAAACGUGGUAAACUGCUCUCGUAUGUGGACGCUGAGGGAAACCCCAUUGGUGUGGUCCAGAUGACCUUCCUGCGUCUGCUGAGUGCGGCCGCCCGCCAGAACCUCACCUACAACUGCUACCAGUCGGUGGCCUGGCACGACCAGGACGGGGACUCGUACGACAAGGCCAUCCGCUUCCUGGGGUCCAACGACGAGGAGAUGUCCUACGAUAACAACCCCUACAUCAGAGCCGUGGUGGACGGCUGUGCGCUGAAAAAGGGCUAUGAAAAGACAGUACUGGAGAUCAACACACCAAAGGUGGAACAGGUGCCUUUUGUUGACAUCAUGUUCAACGAUUUCGGCGGAGCUACGCAGAAGUUUGGAUUCGAAGUGGGUCCUGUCUGUUUCAUCGGCUAAGACUGUUUACUGAACAAAAUGGAGAAAAUAAAAAGCAUCUUUGUUUUCUCAGAAACAAAACACAUGAAUAGGACAAUUUGUAUUUGUGUAAAACAUUCUGUGUCCAAAAGCAACAAGUAUGAAUAAAAUACACAAAAAUCAAGAUGAGAAUACUACAAUAAAUUUCUAGAGGAUUUGAUGUCAAAAAAAAAAAAAGAGCAACCUUGUAACCUCAGUGUGCCUUCUCCAUCACAUGAAUAAGUCAGAUACCACCGACCCCUAUCUUCACCACUGACCCCUAUCACCGAUCCCAGCGCACUUGAUGUAGAUCCAGUCUGGUUGUCCAAUGCACCGGAGGCAAACCUUUACCUGCUACUCCACUGGUUUCAGAAGGUUGCCAUGGACUCCAUCCCAUGUGGCAGGUUGCUUCUUUGUUUGUUUUUUAUCGGUUUUUGUCAUUGUUGUUUUUUGUCUCCCUCUCAAUUCCCACUUUGAAUAUUUUAUUCAUUAGUUCAUUCAUUCGCUCAUUCAUUCAUUUUGGAAGCUUUGUUUUGUGCAUAAUUGUCUCCCCAUUCUUCUGAAUGGAACUUAUAUAUAUAAAUAUUUUUUGUAUGUUUGUAAGUACUUUCUGUAUAUUUUUCCUAGUAAUGUUUAUUGUUUCUGGCUUCAAAACAUGCAUGUGACCUUUUAAGACAUGAGGUAAGAGAUGAUGGUCAUUGGAAUACAUCAAAUUUGCAGAUACUAGAGUAAGGAAUUGGACGUGUAAAUUGGAGAAUAGAUGAGGAGUGCUUGUCUUGUUGCUGGGUGUGAAGAACACCUUAUUGUAAUUUAAGAACCGAAUGAAAAUAAAAUAUGGAAAUAAUACUCUGCGCUAGUAUGUGAGAGUUGAUUAGCAUAAAAUAAAAUGUGUCAAGAAAAAAACGACAAAAAACAUUCCUCCUCUUGUGUCCUCUAUUUUGGGUGCAUUUGGAGAUUUUAUUAACUUAAUAAACAACUUUGAUAUUUUUUUCUUCAAUACUUCCAUAUUUCUACUCUAUCAAACUAUAUAUGCAACGGGAGAUGUCACUUUUCAAUGAAACACAAGAAAUCAAGACUUAGGUGCUAUUUUCUCUCCUGUGGUGCUAUGAUAUUUUCAAGUUUGUUGUUAUUUUGAAAGUACAGUAAACUGUUGGUGGUGAUGUUAACCUGUCACCAUGACUACCCUGUCUGUCCCUGACCCUCUUAGCCCCUAACCUCUGACACAACAUCUUCGCUACAUUCUUAUUUAUGUCCAGGGGCGUUUUAAUGCAUGCCAGUUUGCUUCAUAUUCAUUCAUAGAUCAAUGCAGUAUUUUAUUUUAUGUAUUUCUCUGCUUCCAAGGCCCACUUAGUAAAAACUAACAGCGUCUAAUCAAACUGCAACUUACUUGGAAUGUGAUAAUAGAAAUAAGAUUGUACUCAGUUGCCGAAUGUGGUGCUAAUUUAUCUAACUUUCUUAGAUGUCUUAAAAAAAAAAAGAAAACGGUAGAAGCGAUGCUGCAAUGCUUGCAUAUCAUGGUUCCAAGACUUGGAGCAAUUUGCGAAUGGAUCUCAGUGAUUGGUGUUAUGUGCAAUGGAUCAUCUUUUUUCACUUCGCCAAGCUUUUUCCUGCUUUCCUUUUUCGGGGUUGGGGGUGAAGGUGACUGGUUUGGAAGGGGUACGGAGUGUCUUCCCCGUUGAGUAUUCCAAAGCACAUGGCCGAGGAACAGUUUGGAGUUUUGGUACCUGAAACCAUUAACUUUCUUACCAAAGGCUUUCUUUUUAUAUUGCUUUAAGUUCCUACAGGGCCAAGAAUCCACUACGUAUUUUGGUAUCCACUAUUUGAAAAUGUGGCAGAAUUGUCAAUGAUGAUUAAAAUCAGAUGAAUCAUGUACAAGUCCAAAAAAUAUAUUAAAAAAGUUGUUUUGAACGAUAUCAGAUAAGCCCGCUUAUAGGUAGAAAAUCCAGAUGCAAAGCUUGUUUUUGUAUUGUUGUUUGGGGUCUUCUGAUUUAACUGUUGGUUUAUUUUCUUUAGCCCUAGUUAUCCCCUUUGUACAAACUAUGCACUCUGCCUGCUUUUGACCACUACAGCAUCUACCACAGACAUUUUUACUGUCCUGCAUAAGUAGCUAGUUUUUUGUUAUGUUUUUAGUUUUUACCUUCUAGAUAUGUGACUUGAACCAUUUAUGUUAAGAUAGCUCAAUACACUUAUUGAUCAUCAGUUUUUAAUGUUCAUUUCGAUGAAGCACGCCAAAUUUAACGUUAGCUCUCAAUAAAAGAACAAAACAUUUUUGUAAAUUUUCAGAACCAGCAGUAAUGCUGCCAAUCAUUUUUUAUUUUUUUUUAUUUUAUUGUUUUACGUUUGUCUGUUUGUUAGUUUUUAUGGUCUUGUCAAACCUGUGUAAGAGAGGAUAGAAGAUAUAUUGGUUUUUAUGUCAAUAAAUUCAAGUUUACUGUG